GGCCUCGCCCGGCCCUGAGUGGCCUUCGGGGAUGACGUGCGAGGCCGCCUCGGCCUAUGGCUGCGGAGCCGGCCGGCUGCUUGGCGGAAGUGGUGUGGGGGAGGUAGCCCGCAGUGCAGGGGCAGCGCGGCGCGGGGCCACUGACGGGACGCGGCUCCGGGAACAUGGCCCGCUUCGCUCUGACUGUUGUCCGGCAUGGAGAAACAAGAUUUAACAAGGAGAAAAUAAUCCAAGGACAAGGAGUAGAUGAACCUCUUUCAGAAACUGGAUUUAAACAAGCAGCAGCUGCUGGUAUAUUUCUGAAUAAUGUGAAGUUUACUCAUGCUUUCUCCAGUGAUCUCAUGAGGACAAAGCAGACCAUGCAUGGAAUUUUGGAGAGAAGCAAAUUUUGCAAAGAUAUGACAGUAAAGUAUGAUUCAAGACUUCGGGAAAGGAAAUACGGGGUUGUAGAAGGCAAAGCGCUAAGUGAGAUGAGGGCCAUGGCCAAAGCAGCCAGGGAAGAGUGCCCUGUGUUUACACCGCCCGGAGGAGAGACGCUGGACCAGGUGAAAAUGCGUGGAAUAGACUUUUUUGAAUUUCUUUGUCAACUAAUCCUGAAAGAAGCGGAUCAAAAAGAACAGUUUUCCCAAGGAUCUCCAAGCAACUGUCUGGAAACUUCUUUGGCGGAGAUAUUUCCUUUAGGAAAAAAUCACAGCUCUAAAGUUAAUUCAGACGGUGGUGUUCCAGGAUUAGCAGCCAGUGUGUUAGUUGUGAGUCACGGUGCUUACAUGAGAAGUCUGUUUGAUUAUUUUCUGACUGACCUUAAGUGUUCCUUACCAGCCACUCUGAGCAGAUCUGAACAUAAUAUGUCAGUCACUCCCAAUACAGGGAUGAGUCUCUUUAUCAUAAACUUUGAGGAAGGAAGAGAAGUUAAACCAACGGUUCAGUGUAUUUGUAUGAACCUACAGGAUCAUCUAAAUGGACUGACUGAAACUCGCUAAGGUUAAAUCUGCAUCAAUAUCUAACCAUUUUGAGCCUCUGAAGGGAGUGCCAUUAGCUUUAUUUACUUCUCUACUCUGCUAGUUCUGAUUUGGAAACAGUUAAAAGCCAAUUUUUAGCUCAAGUGGAAUCAUAGCCACAUAAAACUUUAAUGGACAACCAUAUAGAAUUAACUUAUUUUGUCUAAGUAUAGUUGGCAUUUUCCAGAAUAAUUUUACCACCCUGCUACGUGUCAUCUCUGGAUUGCCCGUGGAUGAUGAAGGAACUCAGCAUUGAAAGCUGGGGGAUUAGUAACCUUGUUAACAACGGUUUCUUUUUCAUUUAAGCCUAUUUUAAUGGCUAUUGGUAAGAUACUGUAUGUUUUUAGUAUCUCAUCCAGUGCUUAGAAGAAAGAAUGGUUUAUAAUUCCCAAUACAUGUUUAUAUUGACUAUGUGUUAUAUUUUUUAAAUCCUUUAAAUAAAAAAUCCUUUUAUAAGUUUAUGUAAAGCAAAAUAACACUAACAUGUUUUACAUAUGAA
This is a messenger RNA of Pongo pygmaeus (Bornean orangutan), 1497 nucleotides long. RefSeq names its product TP53 induced glycolysis regulatory phosphatase (gene TIGAR). Gene Ontology annotation, molecular function: fructose-2,6-bisphosphate 2-phosphatase activity. Bases 165 to 980 code for a protein of 271 amino acids. The record is from RefSeq and is a predicted model, not a curated record. Lineage: Eukaryota; Metazoa; Chordata; Mammalia; Primates; Hominidae. Gene Ontology annotation, cellular component: cytosol. The transcript is spliced from 6 exons. Gene Ontology annotation, biological process: negative regulation of glycolytic process; regulation of pentose-phosphate shunt.